Ectocarpus sp. CCAP 1310/34 is the source of this 2303-nucleotide messenger RNA. The record is from the annotation of a GenBank genome assembly. Lineage: Eukaryota; Phaeophyceae; Ectocarpales; Ectocarpaceae.
CAUUUCGCAGCAGCAGACACACCCGACGCACCACAGGACGCAGCAGGAAAGGCUUGCACUGCUCAACAUGCUUCAAAGGCUGGGCCUCACGAAGGCGUCGGUCAAUGGCGCCAAUGGCACGGAAGGCGCCAAUGGCGAAGCCAAGAGAGAGGUGGUAUCUGUGCCCCCAGUGGAAGAAUUCGAACAUGCCCGCUUCUUGAAGGUGGUUUGUCGGGAAAGGGUUGCCGUGAGAGCAAGCCCGAGUCAACCGGCACCCGAGAAUGGCCAAUCGUUCGGAUUCGGGGACGUCUUGGAGGUACGCGGCUUGGCGGUGGCGGUGCCAGAAGGCGUUGUGGUAGAACUCAAGCAGCCGCAACGCGGCUUCGUGUUUCAGAAGCACGGCGAUCGAACUCUCCUGGAAGAAGUCGAAGCCUUGAAGGUGGAAGAGGGCGACUGGUGGUACCGUGUCGUGCAUCCCGCCGGCGCUCGGUUCGCCAAGAUCCCCAGCUUGCUGCCGCAGACCCCGCGACACACGAUCGCUGUGCCUCAGAAUACUGUGGUGCAUGCGUGCCGAAGGCACACGCCCCCCGGAAGCAGCGUGACUUUCGUCGAGCUGUCGGACAACAAGGGCUGGAUUGUUGAGUCCACCAAGGAGAAAGCGGUGCUCGAACAGUCUUCGGACGGAAAGUACAUGGUGGAGAACAUCACAGGGCGCUACCGGGAUGACUCCGAGGCGUGGUAUCAGGUGGUGGACAAGUCUGGCGUAGAGCUACUGGAGGCACCAGACGCUGGCAGCACCAGAAUGCUAGAGCUGUUCCUGCCGGGGAAGGCGUUCUGCGUGUCGGAGCGGUUUCAGCCCCCCGAUCAGGGUUCCACGUUCCUGAAGGUGAAGGGUAGGGAGGCGUGGGUUGUGCAGCGGGCUGAGAGCGAUGGCGAAGAAGCCUGCAAGAAGCUUCCCCCUCCGAUGGACGAGGCGGUGGAACAGUGGUAUCGCGUGCAGUACCCGGGAGGGGUUCGGUUGCGAGCAUCCCCUGCAUUUGAGCACACCGACCCUUCUCUCGGGGUCCUCGUGUGCGGGUGGGUGUUCCUAGCGACAAGGUGCUACCGUGCACCGGGGAGUAGCCACAUGCUGUUGCAGGUAGCCACGCCAGAGGGCGUCGUGCGAGACUCUUCCUCCGAGUAUGGGGAAACCGUUGACGUGCACGGCAGCAGCAGUGAUGAUAGCGAUGGGGACAACGAGGACGAGAUUGAGCAAGCAAGAAGGGCGGCGAGGCGGCACUGCGGUUGGGUACCGUCCACUUCCAACGGGGAAGAGGUGGUGGCCGAAACCAUGGAGCCGUGGAUAGAGCGAGGACUCUUCCCUUACCAGGCAUGUGGCAUACAAGUCGUCGUAGACGAGACCCUGUUGGCAAAGACCGGGCCGCACAUUAACGCGCCAGGAAGCCCCCAGCAGCUUCCCCCCUACAGCGUGGCCGCUGCGGCCACGUUCUUGGAGACGGGCGACGGUCUCGAGGGCUUCGUGCAGCUGGCGGGGACGGGGAGCUGGGUCCUCUCUAGGCGCGGCCAAGACACCAAGAUGGUGCGCCUCCCGGCCUUCCCGAGAGUUGACAAGACCCCGAGACGUUUUGUUGUGUCGGCGCCCGGCGGGGUCGAGACCGUCGUUGGCCCGAGCCCCUCCGCCCCCCGCACGGGGCAGCUUCUGCCCCUCGGAGCGGAGGGUAGCUCGGAGAUGGUGUGGUCGGUCAAGGGCUGGCCCGGGGACAGGGGGAUGGGGGACAGGAGGUUCGUUCUGCUCGAAGGGAUGGGGUGGGUGCAGCUGGAUGCCGGGACCGAGGAGGGCGGGCCGUUACGGGAGAUCGGCGCGCCGCCGCCGCCGUCGCCUUUCGACGGGGUUAGGGAGGGUGCGGUUGACGAGCAGCAGCAGCAGGAGGAGAACGGGUCGUCAAGCCCUUGAGUUGAUUCAUUAGCGAGGGACUAGAGCACGCGGGCGCAUUGCGGUUCGGAAUCUACAUAUGCGUACAAGUUGCUCGACCUAGUUUUAUUUCUAGGUUAGUAUUAAAAAAUUGGGAAUUUGGGAGGAACUUAUAUGUCAAGUUGACCGAGGGACACCCGGUUCAUACUUGUCCGUUGUUUACCAUGGUUCCUUACCGUGGUUCGAGAAAGGUCAUCGCACGACGAUCCUGUGUUUGGUUAGUGUAUAAUGUUCCCAUCAUUCCGUGUGGUAGUUGGACUCGAACUUGGCUGCGCUGCCAGAACCGCCGAUGAUAAUCGUCACAUCGGUGCCUUGGUUAAUGAAGAAGGGGCGCGUCAUCGCUUUCUUUACC